AUGAGGACCCCGGUGCUGGCGCUGCUGCUGCUGCCCAGCACCCUGCUGUGCCCUGCCACUGCUGCACUGCGUGUUGGUGCCUUCAACAUCAGGGCGUUCGGUGACACCAAGAUGUCCAACAGGGAAGUGGCAGAUGUCAUCACCGGGAUCCUGAAACGCUACGACGUGGUGCUGGUGCAGGAGGUGCGGGACUCGGAUCUCAGCGCUGUCACCGACCUGAUGGAGCAGCUCAACAGUGUGUCCACGUCCCCGUAUGACUAUGAGAUCAGCAAACCCCUGGGGCGGGAGAACUACAAGGAGAUGUACCUCUUCAUCUACAGGACAGAUGUUGUGUCUGUGGUGGGUACCUACCAGUACGAGGACCCCCAGGAUGUCUUCAGCCGGGAGCCCUUCAUCCUGAGGGUCUCAGCGCCCCACACCAAGGCGAAGGAGUUUGUGCUGGUGCCACUGCACUCAGCCCCCCACGACGCUGUCGCCGAGAUCGACGCGCUCUACGAUGUCUACCUGGCCAUUGUCAGCAAGUGGGAGACUGAUAACAUCAUGUUCCUGGGGGACUUCAACGCCGACUGUGCCUACGUGCAGGCAGGGGACUGGUCCUCCAUCCGCCUGCACACCAGCCACCUCUUCAAGUGGCUGCUCCCCGAGGGCACCGACACCACCGUGGGGAGCUCGGACUGCGCCUACGACAGGAUCGUGGUGUGCGGGGCCAGGCUGAAGAGGAGCAUCGUGCCCAACUCCGCCGGCGUCUACGACUUCCAGCGCGCUUUCCGGCUGAACCAGGAGGAGGCCCUGGCAGUCAGUGACCACUACCCAGUGGAGGUGCAGCUGGUGUCAGACAGGAGGGAGGAUGCCCAAGGACUGGUGGGCUGGGGCCACAGCAGCAUCAAGACCCUCUCCCUGUCCCGUUUCCCGGGGGAGCCGAGGGGGCAGCUCUCCCUGCUGUCGGGAAAGGCAGCGGUGGUGACAGGCACUCUACGGGGACCCAGGGGCAGGAAGGGGUGGUCGGGGUGGCCACAGGAGCAGGCAGCACCUCACCAGCUGCUGGCACUGCAGAUGGCUUCACUGUGA
Messenger RNA from Chaetura pelagica (chimney swift), 1068 nucleotides. RefSeq names its product deoxyribonuclease-1-like 2. Gene Ontology annotation, cellular component: nucleus. The record is from RefSeq and is a predicted model, not a curated record. Gene Ontology annotation, biological process: DNA catabolic process. The coding region runs from base 1 to 1068 and encodes 355 amino acids. Lineage: Eukaryota; Metazoa; Chordata; Aves; Apodiformes; Apodidae. Gene Ontology annotation, molecular function: DNA nuclease activity. The transcript is spliced from 9 exons.